AUGUCGUCGACCUCACCUUCUAAGGAACCAGAACUUGACCCCGAGGUGCAAUCGGGUGAAGAACAAGAGCACAUGGACAAGGACCAACACGACGCGCAGGGGCAUCAUGGCGAGUUUGAGGUGAAGGAGCAGGAUCGGUGGCUUCCGAUUGCAAAUGUGGCUCGGAUCAUGAAAAUGGCCCUUCCUGAAAAUGCCAAGAUCGCGAAAGAGGCGAAAGAGUGCAUGCAAGAAUGCGUGAGCGAGUUUAUCUCGUUCAUCACCAGUGAAGCCUCGGAGAAAUGUCAACAGGAAAAGCGCAAAACCGUCAACGGCGAAGACAUUCUAUUUGCGAUGACGUCGCUCGGUUUUGAGAACUACGCUGAAGCACUCAAGAUUUACCUAUCCAAGUACCGCGAGGUAGGAACCCCCCCGUUCCUCCCAAUCCUCCCCACCUUCUCUUUCUCCGCACCCAAUCUGCCCGAGGUGAAAACCAGCGCCCCCCCGAGCGCUGGUUACGGUGCCGGAGGACCCGUGGGAGCCCCCGGUCCGGGACCUGCUCGCCCUACUGGCUUUUCUGACGCCGAGGGUGGAAAUCCCAUGCUUAACCCCAACCUGGACCCCUCCGAACAAGAUCCCGCCGCCUACGGCUAUCCUUCCAUGGUUGGACAGCCUCACAACGGUGCAGGUGCCGAGUCAUACUAA
This is a messenger RNA of Penicillium brevicompactum, 681 nucleotides long. RefSeq names its product nuclear transcription factor Y subunit beta. Gene Ontology annotation, biological process: regulation of transcription by RNA polymerase II. Bases 1 to 681 code for a protein of 226 amino acids. Gene Ontology annotation, cellular component: CCAAT-binding factor complex; nucleus. Gene Ontology annotation, molecular function: protein heterodimerization activity; RNA polymerase II cis-regulatory region sequence-specific DNA binding; DNA-binding transcription activator activity, RNA polymerase II-specific. The transcript has 4 exons. Lineage: Eukaryota; Fungi; Ascomycota; Eurotiomycetes; Eurotiales; Aspergillaceae. The record is from RefSeq and is a predicted model, not a curated record.